Mycena citricolor is the source of this 1411-nucleotide messenger RNA. The record is from the annotation of a GenBank genome assembly. NCBI's taxonomy places the organism in Eukaryota, Fungi, Basidiomycota, Agaricomycetes, Agaricales, Mycenaceae.
CUCCCUCGUCCGCCCCAUGGCCACAACUUCAAUCACACUUAGACCUCUCGGCAUUGUUGAGCGCUACCACGCGCUGCACCAUUUCUACGGCUAUGGUGCAAACGUCGCUGCAUCCUGCCGCUAUUUCCUCCACCACGAAACAUCCACACCACUCACGAAAGAGAUUCUUUUUCCCGCCCUGCGUAAAAUGAUCGAAACCCAGGCGGGGCUGGGUGUGCGCAUGGUGGGUGACGAGUCCGGGAGCACAGAUAUCAAGAGUCUCAGGUUCGAGCGGCUGGACAUCGUCGAUCUAGAUUUAGUGGUCGAAUUUGGAGGUGAGGAGACGGUCGAAAGCGCACUGCAAGGUCAGUUGUGCCGGGAUUUCGAGACUCGGGACCCGGUCCCGCUAUGGCGGGUGCAGGUCCUGCCGGGUGGUGUGGUGGUAUUUGCGGCACAUCAUGCCAUAGCAGAUGGGAUGAGUUGUUUGGCGUUCCAUCGUGCUCUACUCGCUGCGCUCAACGACCCCAACUCCGCGGCCACUGCAGAUCCCGUCGUCAUUGUCCCCCGCACUCUGACGCUCCCCCCGUCGAUUGACGACGCAACAGAUCUCUCGCCAGGUCUGUUACGGAUCCUGUAUGAAAUCGUUCAGGCCAUCCUACCCGCAUCGUGGACCGCCCGGGGUACAGCAUACACCGGCAAUCCCGUGCCGCCCGCUGCACUCCCCCGUGCAAAGCUCUCCACGCGACUACGCCUGCUCACCAUCCCUCCUGCCGACGCCGCAAAAUUAGCGUCAGCAGCCCGCGCGCACGGCGCCACCGUGACUUCCGCGCUGCAUAUCCUCGGCUGCGCGGCCCUUUCCCGCGCUCUGCCCGACGCGCAGAGCUACCCGAACAUCUCGUCGAACAUCUCACUGUCGGCGCGUACCGCGAGCGUCCCUCCGACGUCGGAUAACCUGAUACUCAACUAUGCAUCUGGGUACCACGUGCUCAUCCCCACCUCGCCGAACUUCGACUGGGCCUGCGCGAAGGUGCUCUCGGGCGAGCUUCGGGUGCAGCAGAAGGAGGGCGCGCGCGCACUGGGUCUGAUCCGCCUGCUUGGUUCUGGGUUCGCCAAUUUUGUGAAGAAGCAGGUCGGGAGCCGACGUUUGUACGCGCUGCAGACGUCCAACGUAGGCCGCUUUAUUGUUCCUGAUGAUGGGAUGUGGGCGUUGCGGGACGCGGUGUUCGCAGCAAGCGACACGUAUGUUGGCGCUGCCAUGAUGCUGCACGUCGUUGGAAGUCCAAGCGGCGAGUUAGCUGUUGUGUUUACGUGGGAUGAAGGGAACGGGGAUGGGGCUAGUUUGGACGAACAUGUGAUUGAGCGCUUCAUUGAUGCGUUUCAGCAAGGUAUCAUGGAUUUAUUCUGAUUGUCAUGGAAGAGUUGUGCAAUAUUU